This is a messenger RNA of Punica granatum (pomegranate), 1291 nucleotides long. The record is from RefSeq and is a predicted model, not a curated record. NCBI's taxonomy places the organism in Eukaryota, Viridiplantae, Streptophyta, Magnoliopsida, Myrtales, Lythraceae.
ACUUUCUUGCCGUGCACUCCAAGAGGAUUGCUUCUGGAAUAUGACUAACACAAAGAAAAUCAAUGGAUAAAAUAUAUAAGGAACUGUAUGUAUUUCAGCCCAAAAUAGACAAAAUCCUUUGGGUUCGAUUUCAAUGGAUCCGGAAGCUCAUUCUACGCACUUGCCCUCUGUCUAUGCGGCUGACGCCAACUCCAAAUCCUCAGGAAAUGCUGCCGAUGGAGAUCAUGUCACGAAACAGGUGCACGAGUUCUACUUCGUGAAGCAGCACGCAAAUGAGAACCCGUACUUGAUCAAAGCAGAGAAUCUCAUUCAGAAACUGAACCAAAAACGUUUGCAGAUUCACCAGACCAGAGACGAAAAACUGAUGUAUCGAGAUAAAUUGACUCGAUGCUCGAACCACACGCAUUAUUAUUACCCGGUUAGGACUUGGAAGAGGGACAGCUUUAAAUCACUGCAACUAUCUCUUGACAAGCUCACUUUUGCUAACAACUCGAGCCGUGGAAGAGCCAUUAAACCCAACUCAGCUGUGAAAGAGAUCGAUAACCACAGCUUGCACUUCGGGUUGCUACAUGGGAACAAGAGCUUGCGAGAGGAAGGACAGAUCCUGAGAAAGAUAAAGGAAGCAGAAGAGAUACCAGAAGAUACAUCUGUCAGAGAUUUUGAUGAUAAAAUUCGUGAGUUGAGCAGACGGAUCCAGUGGAGGCUAAACAUCAAAGCAGAUGAAAAGGAGCAAAUCUUGAGAGAAAUUGAAAAGAUAGAGCGGGCAAGAGCAGAAGCCACUGAAAGCGCUACUGCCAGUGCAGCUUUGAAUGGAAAGAUGUGGCAUUCGUUGGGCUCAAAGGAAGACAUAGUACAGCAAAUCAAAACGAUUGGUGACGAACUGGAUAAGGAGAGAGCAGAAUAUUUGAACUCCAAAAGGAAAGCUGAGAAAAAACGGGAGGCUGUGGAGGCUGAUUUAGGUCGUUUGGAGAAGCGACUGACUCACACGGUACAACUGAAAAACGAAGCCACAAAAUGCAUUUCCAGGUGGAGGACCGAGCACAGAGAAAAGAAUGUCAGCUACAACAACUACGUUGAGCUAAUGAUGAAUGCCCGAGAACUCGCUGAAAGGAAAGAACUCUCAGCCAUGCAAAAGUUAUCUUCCGAUGAGGUCGAGAAAUUCAUGUGGCAAUGGAGCAAUAACAAAGCUUUCCGGGACGAAUACCGAAGGAGGACUGCAGAGUCGCUGAACAACCGGAGCUUGACCGUAGACGGCCUGAGAAAGGACCAGACGAGAAACCGAUUUUCGUGA